AGUGCGGCCACUUCUGCAUGUCCUGAGUAAGGUGUAGCCUCUCGAGAAGUGCGUGCUGAGUUUCGUUUGGUGCCGGUUGCUGCGUGUGUUGCUACAGCCUUCCGAUGGGGGCAAAACCAGCUGUCAAAAGAUACGAAACAAGAAGUAGGAGAGCAGGGACGGAGCUGCCGUCAUCCAAAUCCCGAGUGGAUUGGAGACGCACUAGACGGGCGCUCUUACUGCCUGACAGCAAUGAGGAAUCCUCAGCCAGCUCCGAGGAGCAGGAGGAGUCCACCACGUCGGAAAGUGAAGCAGAUGAACGAGAUGAACAAGCAGCUACGAAGAGCAGUUUUCUUUCAGAUGGGGAGGAGAAAGACCGCGCUGGGGAAGUGACAGAAGAUGGUGACGAUGAGCGCGUCAUGCCUGGGAAGAGAAAGAGGCUGGGCACCUCUGUCAUGUACGACAGCGAUGAAAGUGAGGGCAGCGACAUCCUUGUCAGAAAGGUUCCUGCCAAGCGCCGCUGUGUAAUGGUUGACGGCGAGAGUUCUGAAGAAGAGCAGCCUGAUAAAACAUGCCCUGCAGAGAAUGUUUCUGCUAGUAAGAAACAGAACGUACUUGAAAAAUUGAAAGAACUUGUAAGACAAAGCGCAGCUCGGAGAUCCUGCAGCAGUGCAAAUUGUGAGGAUUCCAAUAGUGAAGCAUCAGUAGAAGAGGAGCCACUCUGUCAAUUGCCCCUCAUGCCAUCAGAAGGUAGUGAAACUGACAGUGGCAGCAUAAAAGAUUUUAUAGUAGAGGAAGAGGAAAGCGAUGAUGAUGACAUUGACAACACAGAGCUUGUGAAGAGUGAAAAUCAGCCACAUCAAAAGCAACCAAAUCCAUCAAACAGCGAGCUGCUGGCACACUACAUCCCACAAUUAUCUCGCUGUGAUCAUUACGUACAUUUCAAAAGAAUAGUAAAGGCUUUCCUCAUAAAUGCAAUUGAUGACAGUUUUCUGAGCUCAUUAUAUGAUGGAACGAGACAAAAGAGGUAUGCACGAGAUAUGCUGCUGUCUCUUCAUUAUUUGGACAAUCGCUUCAUUCAGCCUCGUCUUGAGAACUUAAUCUGUAGAAGUCGGUGGAAAGAUCGAUACAAGGAGCGUGUGGAUUGUUACCCAGAUGUUCGCAUAAGCUUGAAAAGUACAGAAAAUAUGUCUUGUCAGGCCUGUGAAAUGAAGCGGUAUUGUAAGUUCAAUGUGUUGCUCUCUGGAAGGCUUUAUAAUAGUAAAACUUUGGAAGUGGAUGACUUCAUGUCAAAUGAUAAACAGGUUUUGAAGGUUGGUGUGGUGUGUGCAAAUCGUACAAGAGUUUAUCACAGCUUGAAACACUUCAAGUACAAGUUAUACAUGGAUUGCAGCUCUGUUGUUGGAUUGGAUGGUGUUGAGGACGAACCAGUCAAAGACACUGUAGAACGGCUUUUCAGCCACUUGGAAGAGAGUGGAUGGAUUCAGAAGAGAUACAGUGAUCUUGAAGAUUGUAUGGAGGAUGCAGACAAUUUUCAAGAAGAGAAAAUUGGUUAAGAGGUCAUGUAGCUCAUUGAAAGACAUCUUUAAAAAUGUGUGAAUGGCCAAUUUCAUCUGUAUGCACUUUAUCUCUGCCUGGACUUUGAGAUUUCUAUGUAGGCUGUUAAGCUAAAUUCAUAUGCCUUUAAAAUACUGUUUGAAAUAUGCUGCAUCUUUUUUUUCUUAUCUGUGUCAAUAUAAACCCAAAGUUUUACCAAAUCAGUCCUUCCAGUCUUACUGCAUUAAGCACUUUAAGUUUCCUACUGUUAGAAAUAUCAGUUCAGUAUCUAUUUACUUGUGAAAUAAACCUUCCACCUAUUUACAUUGAGCUGCAUUGUAGACAACCUAGGAGAUGCUGGGAUCUUUUGAAGUGGGUAUAUUUGGAAAGGUAAGGCUUUGUUAUACGAGAAGUUAGGACUUGCAUCUUACUUCCUUAUAGCUCAUUAUGUGCAAGUAAGUCCAGUCAGUUAGAAUGAUAGUUACAACAAACAGGACCCAAAUGCAAAGAUCUAUUUCUCCUCUGAGGAAUCAGUAUAGACAGUUGCAAGGCAACAGAGGAAAUAUUCUGCAGUCCUGACUGCAUUUGCAGCACCGUAGUCAUUCCUCUCUUGAGAAAGUAGGUGAUGAGUCACAGUAUGGGCGUCAUACAGACUGAGUCUGGCUUAGCCAUCUAAAUGAACACAUGGGACCACAUUGCUGUCUCUGAUAAGCAGCUGGGGCAAUUUACUGAGAUUUUAAACAUCAGGUUACAUUAUGCAAAUGUGCAAAUACAUAAUGGCAGCAACUUGGAGUAACUGCAAUCCUAAGAGAAUGGUUUAAGAUGCCCAUGCUAGAUAAGCAAGAAUUCUUCCAAUAUAAGUUAACAAAAAGUAGGAGUUAGUCAGAAACAGGGUGCAUGGCUUACCAGAAUUGCAUGAAACCCAAAUCAGAGUAGAUUUUUCAAGAAUUUAGGAAGGGUUAAGUAUGGUACUAUCCAUUCUGAAAAAUUGGACAAGAACUGUAAAUGUGCACUUGCAGCCCAGAAAGCCAACUGUAUCCUGGGCUGCAUCC
Molecule: messenger RNA, 2567 nt
Organism: Sturnus vulgaris (Common starling)
Lineage: Eukaryota; Metazoa; Chordata; Aves; Passeriformes; Sturnidae
Gene: CCDC82
Product: coiled-coil domain containing 82
Cellular component (GO): nucleus
Source: RefSeq, a predicted model, not a curated record